UAAUGGUACAAUUACAUAAGAAGUGCUUCAAUAGGCAGGCCCACCCAAGUCUUCGAACAGUGGAAUCAGCUCCCUUGAGAUCUUCCAAUAUCACAAUGAUGUGGACUGUAGUUUUUCUGGGCGUCUUGGGCGUCUCCAUGGCGAAUGUAAUGACGCCACAAAAUCAGAACAUCAUCCUUCAACUACACAACGAGGGACGCCAGAUGCUGAACGAGGGUGAGGUCCCUUACGAACCUGGAGCGGAACACAUUCCCUUUCUCAGAUGGAACGAAGAAUUAGCAAGAAAAGCCCAGACACAUGCAAACACAUGUCAGUUCAAGCACUCAUCAAGACCAAAGUUCGGCGAGAACCUCUACAUUGAGAAGUCGUCCCGAUCGGAGGCAGAGGUCAUCAGUAGAGGUUUCCAUGCUUGGUGGAACGAGGUUGACACAUUCCGCUUCAGUGACAAGGAAUGCAAUCCUACCCAGAGUUGCCAUUACUCACAGGUUAUCUGGGAGGAGACUGAGGAACUUGGCUGUGCUUUGAAGAACUGCCCCCAAAUCCCUCAGUUCCGAGGUUUCAAUGACGUAUGGUUCCUGGUGUGUUACUACGAUCCCAAGGGUAAUUGGAUCGGAGAGGAAGCUUACGAACCAGCGAAAUAGAGGCUUCAUAGGAUGGAUAAUAAUGGACGACUUUCGACCGGAUGCGGCCUGUUCGAGGUGUUUAAAUAAAGCAAAGUGAUUGCAAAAGUAGCAAACACAA
Messenger RNA from Haliotis rubra (blacklip abalone), 741 nucleotides. Its product is annotated as venom allergen 5.01-like. The coding region runs from base 3 to 641 and encodes 212 amino acids. The transcript is spliced from 6 exons. The record is from RefSeq and is a predicted model, not a curated record. NCBI's taxonomy places the organism in Eukaryota, Metazoa, Mollusca, Gastropoda, Lepetellida, Haliotidae.